CCCCGUCCCAUCACUCACUGAGCCGAGCUGCAUCCGCUUCAUCCGCCGCAACCGCGAAGAUGGCGACCCGGGUCGUAAUAUUUUUCAAGACCAUGCAGGCGGCUCGAUGCCCGACAGAUGAGCUGUCGCUGACUAACUGUGCCGUGGUGAGCGAGAAGGAUCUGCAGUCCGGACAACAUGUGACGGUGAAGACCACACCCAACCACAAGUUCGUGUUUACAGUGAAGACCCACCACACCGUGGCCGCCGGCUCCAUCGCCUUCAGCCUGCCGCAGAGGAAGUGGGCCGGCCUCUCCAUCGGCCAGGAAGUGGAAGUGGCCAACUACAACUUCGACAAGUCCAAGCAGUGCAUCGGCGCCAUGACAAUCGAGAUCGACUUCCUGCAGAAGAAGAGCACCGACUCCUCCCCCUACGACUCGGACAAGAUGGCGGCCGAGUUCAUCCAGCAGUUCAACAACCAGGCCUUCUCCGUCACCCAGCAGCUCGUGUUCAGUUUCUGCGACAAGCUGUUCGGCCUGAUGGUGAAAGACAUCGAGGCGAUGGACGCCAGCAUCCUGAAGGGAGAGCCGGGUUCGGGAAAGAAGCAGCAGAAGAUCGACAUCGGUCUGAUGGUGGGAAACAGCCAGGUGAUUUUUGAAAAGGCGGAGAAUUCCUCCCUCACACUUGUCGGUAAGGCCAAGACCAAGGAAGCACGACAGACAAUCAUCAACCCCGACUGGAACUUCGAGAAGAUGGGAAUCGGCGGUCUGGACAAGGAGUUCUCCGACAUUUUCCGCCGAGCCUUCGCUUCCCGAGUCUUUCCUCCUGACAUCGUGGAGCAGAUGGGCUGUAAGCACGUGAAGGGCAUCCUGCUGUUCGGCCCUCCGGGGUGCGGUAAGACUCUGAUGGCCCGGCAGAUCGGGAAGAUGCUCAACGCCCGCGAGCCCAAGAUCGUCAACGGCCCCGAGAUCCUCAACAAGUACGUGGGCGAGUCAGAGGCCAACAUCCGGAAACUGUUCGCCGAGGCCGAAGAGGAGCAGAAGAGGCUGGGAGCCAACAGCGGCCUCCACAUCAUCAUCUUCGACGAGCUGGACGCCAUCUGCAAGCAGAGAGGCACGGGCGCCAGCAGCACGGGCGUGCACGACACCGUGGUCAACCAGCUGCUGUCCAAGAUCGACGGCGUGGAGCAGCUCAACAACAUCCUGGUCAUCGGAAUGACCAACAGGCCCGACCUGAUCGACGACGCCCUCAUGAGGCCGGGCAGGUUUGAGGUCAAGAUGGAGAUCGGUCUGCCCGACGAGAAGGGCCGCGUCCAGAUCCUCACCAUCCACACCAACAAGAUGCGGAGCUUCAACCUGCUGGCCGGCGACGUCAACAUCAAGGAGCUGGCGGCCGAGACCAAGAACUACAGCGGCGCCGAGCUGGAGGGUCUGGUCAGGGCGGCGCAGUCCACCGCCAUGAACCGACACAUCAAGGCUACGUCCACAGUGGAGGUGGACAUGGAGCGGGCGGAGAAGCUGCAGGUCACCAGAGCCGACUUCUUCGGGUCGCUCAACAACGACAUCAAACCAGCGUUCGGUACUAACCAGGAGGACUACUCCAGCUACAUCAUGAACGGCAUCAUCAAAUGGGGCGACCCCGUCACCCACGUCCUGGACGACGGCGAGCUGCUGGUGCAGCAAACCAAGAACAGCGACCGCACGCCGCUGGUGGCCGUGCUGCUGGAGGGUCCGCCGCACAGCGGAAAGACGGCGCUGGCGGCGAAGAUUGCAGAGGACUCGCAGUUCCCCUUCAUCAAGAUCUGCUCUCCUGACAAGAUGAUUGGACACUCAGAGAUUUCCAAAUGCCAGGCAAUCAAAAAGGUCUUCGACGACGCCUACAAGUCUCAGCUCAGCUGCGUGGUGGUGGACGACAUCGAGCGCCUGCUGGACUACGUCCCCAUCGGACCCCGCUUCUCCAACCUGGUCCUCCAGGCUCUGCUGGUGCUGCUGAAGAAAGCCCCGCCCAAGGGCCGGAAGCUGCUCAUCAUCGGCACCACCAGCAGGAAGGACGUCCUGCAGGAGAUGGAGAUGCUGGACGCCUUCAGCACCACCAUACACAUCCCCAACAUCUCCACCGGGGAGCAGCUGGUCGACGCCUUGGAGCUGCUGGGAAGCUUCACGGACAAGGAGCGGGCCAGCAUCGCGCAGCAGCUGAAGGGGAAGCGCGUCUGGAUCGGCAUCAAGAAGCUGCUGGUGCUCAUAGAGAUGUCACUGCAGAUGGAUCCAGACUACAGAGUGACCAAGUUCUUGACUCUGCUCAGAGACGAGGGGGCGUUGAAUGAAGGCGACCAAAUCCGAAUUUAAGCUGUCAGUCUCUCU
Salarias fasciatus (jewelled blenny) is the source of this 2339-nucleotide messenger RNA. It is a transcript of the gene nsfa, whose product is annotated as N-ethylmaleimide-sensitive factor a. Lineage: Eukaryota; Metazoa; Chordata; Actinopteri; Blenniiformes; Blenniidae. The coding region runs from base 60 to 2324 and encodes 754 amino acids. Gene Ontology annotation, biological process: SNARE complex disassembly; Golgi to plasma membrane protein transport; intra-Golgi vesicle-mediated transport. Gene Ontology annotation, cellular component: Golgi stack. Gene Ontology annotation, molecular function: ATP binding; ATP hydrolysis activity. The record is from RefSeq and is a predicted model, not a curated record. The transcript is spliced from 21 exons.